Loxodonta africana (African savanna elephant) is the source of this 1458-nucleotide messenger RNA. RefSeq names its product diacylglycerol O-acyltransferase 2 like 6 (gene DGAT2L6). The coding region runs from base 439 to 1458 and encodes 339 amino acids. The record is from RefSeq and is a predicted model, not a curated record. Lineage: Eukaryota; Metazoa; Chordata; Mammalia; Proboscidea; Elephantidae. The transcript is spliced from 7 exons. Gene Ontology annotation, cellular component: endoplasmic reticulum membrane.
CGCAAGACAGGAGGAGCCAAAGGAGCAGACACUAAUGCAAAAGCAAGUGUGGCCCCUUUCUUAAGCAGGGAAAGAUAGUGUAUUGCUUCUCAAAGGUCCUAUCUGGGCCUACCCAUUCUCUUUUACUGCACUAAUUUGUCAGCUAGAGCCACCUCGAAGCCAUUUCUGCUUCAUUGCAAUUGGCUACACAUGGAGAUAGAACAGGUAGGCUACAUAUAAUGUAGAUAAGACAGUCUGAUCUGGAAACCCAUGUGUGUGUGUAGGAAGUUGGGGCGGGGCAGAGAGCAGGGAAGACUGGUGGAAAGAUUAGGAAAGCCUAAAAGUCCCCAGCAGGUAAAUACACUCGGUGAUAAGUGAUUACAGCAAGUACCUAUAGUUAACUCUGCUUAAAAGGUUCUAGCCUUCUGUCAGGGCUUCUUGCCACAACACAACAGCACCAUGGCCAUGGGCUUGUUUUCCAGGCUGGAUCUUCAGGAAGGCCUCCAAACCCUCUCUGUUUUGCAAUGGAUCCCAUCCUAUGUAUUGUUAGGAGCUAUUCCCAUUCUCUUUAUGCCUUACUUUCUGGUGUUCACUAAGUUCUGGACCUUGGCCAUGUUCUUGUUAGCCUGGCUCGUCUAUGAUUGGAACACUCACAGUCAAGGUGGUAGGCGUUCAGCUUGGGUACGAAACUGGACUCUCUGGAAGUGUUUCCGAGAUUACUUCCCAAUAAAGCUGGAGAAAACUCAUGACCUCUCUCCCAAACACAACUACAUUAUUGCCAACCACCCCCAUGGAAUUCUCUCUUAUGGUGCCUUCAUCAACUUUGCCACUGAGGCCAAUGGAUUUUCUAGGAUAUUCCCAGCCAUCAUCCCUUCUCUAGGGACCUUGGAGGGGGUCUUCUGGAUCCCAAUUGUGAGAGAAUACGUAAUGUCAAUGGGUGUGAGUCCAGUGAGUGAGUUGGCCUUGAACUACUUGCUGACCCAGAAUGGCUCAGGCAAUGCCGUGAUUAUUGUGGUGGGUGGAGCUACUGAAGCCCUCUUGUGCCGACCAGGAGCCUCCACCAUCUACCUCAAACAGCGCAAAGGCUUUGUGAAGCUGGCACUGAAGACUGGGGCACACCUUGUCCCUUCUUAUUCCUUUGGAGAGAAUGACGUUCACAACCAGGAGACUUUCCCUGAGGGCACAUGGAUAAGAUUCUUCCAAAAAAGAUUCCAAGACAUAUUCAAAAAAAUCCUGGGUCUAAAUUUCUGUACCUUCCAUGGCCGGGGCCUUACUCGUGGAUCCUGGGGCUUCCUGCCUUUCAAUCGGCCCAUUACCACUGUUGUUGGGGAGCCCAUGCCAAUUCCCAAGGUUCAGAAUCCCAACAAGGAGACAGUGGACAAGUACCACGCUCUCUACAUCAGUGCCCUGCGUAAGCUGUUUGACCAGCACAAAGUUCAAUAUGGCUUCCCUGAGAUGCAAGCGCUGACAAUUAUAUAA